GAACGAACCACCUAACGCUUCUUCUCUGAUUGACGACCUAAUAAGUAUCAAUCUUUUAGGGAUCUUUGACCGAGAGACUGUGACUACUUGCCUGUAUCUGGUCAGAAUAGAUUGGGUUUCGUCCUUUCAUGAGAUACGGCAGCAACAGUGAUCGGCGGUCCUUGCCAAGACAGAUCUGCCAACGACGUCAUUCCGUCAUUGCCUCAGCCCAGCAAACAAACCAUCAUCAGGACAACUCUUACCACCUAACCUGAAUCCACACUUAAUCGUCAUUUCUGCCCACAUACAAGUUCCAGAGAUGGAUUCUUUUGCUACUCUCAAGCGUCGAACAACCGACCUCUUCAACUCCAUACCUCAGUCGCUCCCCUCUGUAUCGUCGAUCAAGUCGCAAUACACAAGCACCAUGAAGGGAACCUGGGAGCGCAUCUCUGUUCCCCCACUACCGCGGUCCUCCCACUCUCUUGAUAUUGUAGCCGGCACCGCAUAUAUCUUCGGCGGCGAAGGCACCCAGCGCCAACCCACCGACAAUGACAUGCACGCCGUGACUCUGCCCUUCAGCAGUGCCCCGGCCGACUACUAUGCCAUCAAAGCUAAGGCUUCAACCCCAGAGCCGAAGCCCACUGUCGGAGAAGGAGAACCGACACCCGGGACUGCCGGGAACGACCUCGACGAUGUGCCCCUGGGCUCCACACCAGAGGCUGGCAUCGGCAAAGGCCCCACCAAGACGCCCACCCCAGGUGCCGUGCCGGCCCCGCGAGUCGGUCACGCCACUGCCGUGAUCGGCAACCGCAUCUUCCUCUUCGGCGGCCGCGGCGUCGCGGAAAAGGGACCGCUCGACGAGCGCGGGCGCGUCUGGGCCUUUGACACCAAGACCCAUCUCUGGUCCCACCUCGACCCGGCGCCGCCCGCCGACCCGAACAUCGUCCCCUCCGGCAACGAGGCGGGCGGACCGCGCCCGACCUAUCCCGCCCCGCGCAGCGGGCACGCGGCCGUCGCGACAGACAAGCCCUCCGACUUUGGCGGCGCCACCACCGGCCAGCGCCAAGGCGGCGGGAGCUGGAGGGAGUGGGCCAAGGGCGACUCGGACAAGGUGGGCACGCCGCAGCGGCCCAUCGUGGGCAACGUGGCCGCGCAGGCCACCGACGCCGACGCCGACGGCUUCGGCACCCUUAUCAUCCACGGCGGGUCCCUGGCCUCAGGCGCCCUCACAUCCGACACCUGGGCCUUCGACGUCCGGACGCGCAUCUGGAAGGAACUGCCCCCGGCCCCGGGCGGCCCCCGCCGCGGCUCGUCGCUGUGCAUCAGCAAGAGCCGCCUGUACCGCUUCGGGGGGCUCGGGCUCGGCCCUGCCGCCGCGAGCGGCCGCCUGGACGUGCUGGACCUCGCCGUCGAGACCAUGAACGACCAGCGCACGCCCGCCCGCGAGGUGGGGCUGUCCGCCCGCGGGCCGUGGCGCACGCUGGCGCGGGCUGACGGUGGAGACGACGGCGACGACGACGAUAAUGAUGAUGAUGGAGCAGGACAAUCUGGCCGGGGACAGGCGGCUGCGCCGCUUGCGCGGCCGGCGCCGGCUCCGCGGGGCGCGUGGCCCGGUCCUCGGGGCGGGGCGGCCCUCGAGGCGCUCAAUGUCGGCGGCGGGAGGGAGUACCUGCUUCUGGGGCUCGGGGAGCGCGAGAGCGAAGCCGGCGCCGCCGAGGAGGAGGAGCCCCGGGAAGGUGGGGGGCCCCGGUUCUGGGACGACGUGUGGGUGUUCCAGGCGCCGCCGCAAGGCAUGUCGGCGGCGAGCGUGCGCGACGCCUUGAUGCAGGCCGUGGGCCGCGGGAGCGGCGAGGGCGGGUGGACGAGGGUCGAGAUGGGGCCUUUCGACGACGAGGAUGAUGAUUCGGUUGGAGGCCCCGGGCCGAGGGGGUGGGUUGCUAGUGGGCAGAUGGGGGAGCUGGAGGAGGGCGCGAUUGUCGUCUGGGGCGGGGUGGAUGGUGCGGGGAGGAGGUUGGGAGAUGGGUGGAUUCUCCGGUUGGGCUGAAUAGAAGGGUUAAUGUAGUAUAAAAUGGAUCAUGCGGUUGGAUUUGCGAAAGAAUAACACGUGGGACCUUUGAUGAGAUAGUCACGAGAUAUGGAAGCCACAAGACUGGGUAACAACAGUCCAGUUUGUCUAGCACGUUCAGUUUUUUUGUCUUCUGUGUGACAGUACAAUUCUAUAUACAAUCCCCUCCA
Messenger RNA from Phialemonium atrogriseum, 2214 nucleotides. RefSeq lists its product as uncharacterized. Gene Ontology annotation, molecular function: protein binding. NCBI's taxonomy places the organism in Eukaryota, Fungi, Ascomycota, Sordariomycetes, Cephalothecales, Cephalothecaceae. The transcript is spliced from 2 exons. Bases 299 to 2023 code for a protein of 574 amino acids. The record is from RefSeq and is a predicted model, not a curated record.